This is a messenger RNA of Nerophis lumbriciformis (worm pipefish), 996 nucleotides long. The record is from RefSeq and is a predicted model, not a curated record. NCBI's taxonomy places the organism in Eukaryota, Metazoa, Chordata, Actinopteri, Syngnathiformes, Syngnathidae.
GACAAUUUGCUAAUGAUGAACUGGACGGCUGAAAGUCACGCUGUCCCUCUUUGCGACGGGACGAGCAUACCUGUCAUAGGACUGGGUACUUACGCAGAUCCGCGCACGACUCCUAAAGACACUGCGUAUAACGCUGUAAAAGUGGCUAUUGAGACAGGAUACAGACACAUUGAUGGAGCUUUGGUUUAUUUCAACGAACAUGAGGUGGGACAAGCCAUCAGAGACAAAAUAGCAGAUGGAACUGUCAAACGAGAAGACAUCUUCUACUGUGGAAAGCUCUGGAACACAUUCCACCCACCAGAACUGGUCCGGCCUGCUCUGGAGAGAACUUUGAAGACUUUACAGUUGGAAUAUGUCGAUUUAUACAUCGUUGAGUUACCCUUGGCGUUUAAGCCAGGCGACAACUUCUACCCGAGAGAUGAAAAUGGGAAAUUCAUCUAUCAUGACACAGACCUCUGUGCAACUUGGGAGGCUUUGGAAGCUUGCAAAGACGCCGGACUGGUGAAAUCGCUCGGGGUGUCCAACUUCAACAAGCGCCAGCUGGAGCUGAUCCUCAACAAACCUGGAUUGAAACACAAACCAGUUUCAAAUCAGGUUGAAUGCCACCCUUACUACACUAACCCAAAGUUGUUGGAGUAUUGCAGGCAGAAAGAUAUCGUCAUAGUGGGAUACAGCCCUUUAGGGACAUCUAGAGAUGCAUCCUGGGUGAACUUAACCUGCCCGCCACUGCUGGAGGAUGAGCUUCUUGUGUCACUGGCUAAAAAGUACAAGAAGACCACAGCUCAGAUUGCGCUCAGGUUUAACGUCCAAAGAGGAGUCGUGGUUAUUCCAAAGAGCUUCAGCCCACAUCGUAUCAGGGAGAACUUCCAGAUCUUUGACUUCUGCAUUUCCGACGAGGACAUGAAAGCCAUUGAAGGUCUCGACAAAAAUAUUCGCUUCGUGGAGCUUCUCAUGUGGGCCGACCAUCCCGAGUAUCCUUUUCACGAUGACUACUAA